GACGGAGCGCUCUGUCUGCCACUCGCUACACUUCAUUGCUGCACGCUUUAUUUUCAAUCGAGUCACUUCUCUAUCGAGUAACGGUAACCGGGGUGGUGACUCUGUUCGGAUGUUAUCGGGCGACCGGAAAUGAUCACAAGAUGGACAAAGAACUCGACUGAUAAACGGAAGUCAGAAUAAAAUUUUUGAAAACACAGCGGAGUUGACGCUACGUCUAUAUUUCUCUACUGACAAAGACUUUGAGCUAUUUUCAUACUAGUUCACUCUAGAUUUUUUUUUCUACUCUUUACUCCGGCACAACAAAGUCGAAGUUCCCUUCGAAACUUAACAGUGACUUUCACUUGGAGUGGUUUUAAGUUAUGCAAAUAUUUGUAUAUAACGUUAAUACAAUUUUUGCGCAAUCUUAAUCAGGUGUAUGAAAUUCGCAUAUCCUUUGGCCUGUACUACGGAAUCACCUUAAAUUAUUCAUUAUGCCGACAGUGUAAUAUGGGUCAAAGUCGAAAGGGUCAAUACCCCAAGGUCUUACGUGUACAUCACGCAUGCACAUUCAAUAAUACAUUCGCAAACGCAAUCGCGCAGAAUUUACUUUCACUGAAUUACAUUUUGCAAAAUUCAUUAUCAUAAUUCUCAUUAAGUUCACAUUGUGUUUCGCGAUGAGGAAUUUAUUGUUACGUAUUCCCUGUGUAUAUUCCACCCACUGAGCUGUACAUUGAAUAUGGCCAUUUUAAGUUAUUGCGAACAAAAGGCUCACAUGCGUUAUCGUUGUUCUUCUUCGAACGUGUGUUUCUGUUGAAUUAUCGAGACUUUAUACAAUAUUGAUAUGACAGUGUUCGACCAUGACUUUAUUGAUCGGUAGUAUUAUUGCUAAAGGAAUUCUUUAGACAGGUAUAUUAACAGUAAUUUUCAUUGUAACAUGUUAUCGAAUUAUCAGUACGUCACGUGGCGACGAGACAAGACUGUUUCCUUGAUUGAAUUAUUUGCAUAUUGAUGUCAUGAAAUAGUCGUGAAAUAAAGAAUAGCCGAAAGUCAUUUUAUAACUUUGUAUUAGGAUAUACAGUUCGAUCAAUAAUAAUGACAGGAUGACCAGUUUGAAUAUUUGACGUUAUGAAAAUUUAUUAUUUGAUUAAGCAACGGUAAAGUUUUGACAUAUGUAGAUAUACAGUAAUCGAUCGAUCGAAGUAUCGAAUGAACAGAUGUUUUUGGUAUCAAGGGAAAAAAAUCUUUGUAAUUAUCAUUAAAUUGAUGGAUAAGAGGAAUUAUCUUUAUAAUGAGUAACAAAAAGGGGACCUCACCGACAAGGAAAAAAAAUGUAAAAAAUUCAUCACUACCCGCGGCCGACCAACAUGACAAAUUAAAGAAGACGACCUCGACCUCAUCUCUUUCUGUGGAAAAUAAAGAUUUGUCCAAAAACCUUAAACCGAAUAUUCAGCAACGUUCCAGUAAAAUAACAAACUUCAGUAGACUCUCCGUAACCAGUAACGAAUCGAGCAACGAGCGAGAGAAAUCGUGGAAUAACUUUGCAAGAUCAUCAAAUUAUUCAAAACUUGCUGGCCAGGGAUGUUUUAAUCGAGACGGCGAAUUGAUUGGGAUGUUAAGUAAAGAAUUGUAUUUGGCCGAAAAUCAAAUGCAAAGGAUGCAAGCGAUUCUGAUGAAAGCCGAAGACAGAUUGAAGCUGAAGGAUCAGGAGAUUGGACGUCUUAGAAGAAAAAUUAAGGACUGGGAGGCUAAAAGUAAGAAUCAGGAAUUAUUACGCAAGAAAGAGCAACAAGAUAGACGGAAUCAAGUUCAAGAUUCAGAAUACGUUCAUAAACGCUGUUUGAUGUUGGAGCACAAAAUUUACGAGAUGGAGGUUAUUCCAUGCAAUAUUUUUUGGUCAUCAUAUAUUUUACUUUUCAUACAAUUCUCAAAUGUUGUCAAUCAGAAAUUUUUGGCUGACUAUGGAUUAAUUUGGGUUGGCGAAUCCGGCAAUCGAAAAGAGAAUCAAAGAAAUUCGUUACCAAAAAAUUAUAUCGAGUCUUGUUACACGCGGCUGACAGCGAAUAUCGAAGAGUUAAAUAUGGCAGUAGGUAAGGGCGAGGUUCAAGUUCAUCGUAACGAAGACGGUGGUGGUGCCUCAUUCAAAACAGCGUCAUGCAUGUGCCUGAAGUUUUACAAGAAUGGGAUGAUCCUUCAAAACGGUCCCCUACGUUCAUACUCUAAUCCAAAAACAGAAUCCUUCAUACGUGACAUCAUAGAUGGAUAUUUUCCUUCAGAAUUACAACAGGCCUACCCCAAUGGCGUGCCGUUCAAGGUCGAGGAUCACAGAUUGGAGACGUACCUAGUCAACGGCGUUGGUUUUCCUGGACAGGGUUAUCGCCUUGGUAAAAAUUCACCCGAUGAAAUCUCCUCGAGAAUCUCAAGCAAAAGAUUCGGAACCGGUUUCUACGAUAGUUCCCGUCAUAGUGUCACUCAGCGACAACAAUUCUAUAGCUUCGAUCCUACGACGACUGCAGCGCCAAACGGUUCCGCCAGAUCGAUCAAGUCAAAAUGCUCUUUGGAAACUACAAAGGAUUUGAAUAGUUUACGAUCGAAGAUACUCGCGUCGCACAACAACAAUUGUUCGGAUACUCAUUUACAGUCGCAUAUCAAUGCUGAAUUAGCUUUAAGUGGCCGAAGCGAGAAGAAACGUGAUCUAGCUACGAGGAGUAGACAGUAUCAUAUUUCUGUUAGGGAGAAAACUUUGAAAAGUCAGCGAAUUCGUUUGAGAUCAUCAGGGACUCCCAGUGGAAGUAGAGCAAGUAAUCUUAGUUCGAUCGACAGAUCACCCAUUGGAAUCUCACCCAGUCGAUCAGACAGUGCCAGUGACGGGAAUGGAUCUCGUUCCCGAUCGACUAGUUUAACGGGGGAUCGCUUUAAGAUUAGGUCGCUGUCACGAUUGCGCAUGUCUUUCUUAAAUCUCAAUGGAAAUCACUCACACUCGACUAGCCAUGGGGAUUUUUAUUCUGAAUGUAAAAAACCGCGAAUCACGCGAUCUGAUACACUCGAUAGAAAUACCAAGGCACCUUUAAUUCGUCAGAUCAAUCAAUCCAGUGGACAAUCUGGAGAGCUCAGAAUCAAAGUGAGAUCGUUAAGUGGUAGCACUGUUUUUCUAAUGCACGUGUUUCCCAAUGACUCUGUCGAGAGACUGUAUCAACUUUUGAAUAGUGUCAUGCCGAAAGCUCAGACGGGAAGAUACAAAAUUAUUAUCAGCGGCUACUUUCCCAAGAGGUUGGAUUGUAUGAAAAUGUCCUUGAGAGAAUAUGGUAUUGUCAGAGAUAGCGUUCUUCAUUUAGUUAAUGUCUAAAGAUUCCCUGAAGAAUUGAAUUUUUAUUGUCUCGUUAAUCACUAAACUACUUUGGUCUAAAAAGGAAUCUGUAAUGAAUCAAUUAAAUGUCGAUAACUAAAAGUAAUUAAAAAAUUUAAUAAAAACUGUAAAUUA
This is a messenger RNA of Cephus cinctus (wheat stem sawfly), 3457 nucleotides long. RefSeq lists its product as uncharacterized. Gene Ontology annotation, molecular function: ubiquitin binding. The record is from RefSeq and is a predicted model, not a curated record. The coding region runs from base 1268 to 3322 and encodes 684 amino acids. The transcript is spliced from 13 exons. NCBI's taxonomy places the organism in Eukaryota, Metazoa, Arthropoda, Insecta, Hymenoptera, Cephidae. Gene Ontology annotation, biological process: proteasome-mediated ubiquitin-dependent protein catabolic process.